CUUUGUUCAAAAGUAAAAAGCAGCACAUAGAAAGCCUGGGAAACGAAGUUUGAUACUCGAAGCUUCAGAGGACCAAGUCACUGACUAACCGGAGCUACAGAAAACAAUGCGCAGGCGUAGCCACCAUGAGGAGGGGGAUGAGCAGCAUUCCAGUAAUACACUUCCGAAGGAUGAUGAAGCAAGACGCUCGGAACAGAGUGAUGGUUCAGGCGUAGGGAAGAUGUCGGUUGUCAUCAACUUCAUCCCACUGAUCGCUUUAGCUGUCCUUGGCCAGCUUAACUCUAAUCCGAAACCUCUGUACUCGUUCAUACUCAUGCUGCUGUCACUCGCUUCCCUAUGUCUUUGGAUCAUUGCACUUAAGUACAGAUCGAAAGGGAAAACAGCUAUUCUUGGAUUGGUAUCUACUAUCUGUCAGUCUUUGGUUGCAGCAGCUAAUUGGGUUCUACUUGUUAUGCAUAGAAAGACACAGAUUCAAACAUCUGCUUGGCCAAUCUUGUUUGCCUCUGUUGUAUUAUAUUCAGCAUUUCAGCGUAACCGGACCCAGACAGACCAACCACAUCGUGUACAAUUACAGCCUUUACAGUCAAUAGUCAUCGACAAACCCACAUCCGAAUAUCAAGAAAGUUUCACACGUCUUCAAGAUCAUGCUAAAGCAACUCGCUGGAGAUACCUUUUGGUUUUAAAGAUUACUAUUGAACAGGCGUUUGCUAUUUUCAACCUCAUGGUGGAGUUCACUUCAGCUAUAUUUGAUCUGCUCUCCUCUGAGCCCAAACCUCUGUAUGCGCUGAUAUUAAUGUUGCUGCCAUUUGUAUCCCUUUUGCUUUGCUUAUACGAGGUUUACCGCAAAGGAAAAACGGAAAGAGUUACAUGGAGCUUCUGGGAUAAGGUUGGAUUGAUAUGUGCCGUGGUUCAGCCCAUACCUUCAACAUUUAAUUUUGCUUUGGUUCGUCAACAGAAGGGCCAGGUCCAGAUAUCUGUGUUGCCUCUCGUUUUUGCCCUUGCUCUAUCAUGCUCCGAGGUUUGGGAAAGUCCAAAUAUGACAGGGAGUGAGGGAAACAUUGAUGAGGAAGAACAAGUUGUUCCCAUUAAUCAGAAACAGGGAGUGACUGAAGUGUCGACCCUAAAGAAAGAGAGUGAAUCAACUGCCAGUGAAGAAGGGAAAAGUGGCCUCCCGAAUCAAAGUCAGCUCGGAGGGAAUGAAGAGGUGUCCCCAAAGAAAGAAAAAAGUGUUGUUAAAGAUGAUAAUAAAAUGGCCCCAAAGACAGAGGACAGUUGGGAUAUCUGGGUCAAAUGGGAACCCGUCUUCACGGAUACCCCGGUAUCACCGAAGAGCAUCCGGGUAUCCUCGGAGAGGAGAAGGAUAAGACGUCCGCUGUUGACUCCAGGAGAACGGAUGAAAGCGCUCAUUAAGGAGAUUAGAGAGACGCUUUUCACAGACGAGAUUUGGCCAUUAGCAAAAAACGAAGAGUCUGUGCGGGGGAAAAAGAAAGAACUUAUGCGAGAGCCAACAAGAAGAAAGACGGAUACCAUACUAAGAAGAAGAAGGGAUACCGGGCGACAUAGUUAUUUCAACUAAUUAGUUUUAAAUGCCCGUGCUUUCGACGGACUUUUUUUUUCUAUAUUCUCUGAUUAUUUUCGUAAUAAUUUUUAUGGAGAAUUUGUUUGAAAAAAAGUGUUGGUUGAGUU
This is a messenger RNA of Rubroshorea leprosula, 1686 nucleotides long. The record is from the annotation of a GenBank genome assembly. NCBI's taxonomy places the organism in Eukaryota, Viridiplantae, Streptophyta, Magnoliopsida, Malvales, Dipterocarpaceae.